Ostertagia ostertagi is the source of this 3225-nucleotide messenger RNA. NCBI's taxonomy places the organism in Eukaryota, Metazoa, Nematoda, Chromadorea, Rhabditida, Trichostrongylidae. The record is from the annotation of a GenBank genome assembly.
AUGCUUCGGGCAGACCGCCACGCCAGUCCUAUUGAGGGCGAAGCGCAGGCAAUACCCGAAGUAUUACACCGCCACCGACUUCGAGCGUCAGUACACCCAGCGUGUCCACGACUGCAUCGGUCUCAUCAAGGGCUACUUCUGGAGCGACAACGCCGAGGCGAAGCCCGUCUACCUCUCCAACGGCUUCCCCGACAAAUCGGCCGACGCCUUCUUCGCCUACUGCACACGCAAGGGGACGAGGAUGGACGAGAUGCCGGACGUGCCAGGUGUCGCCGUCUUCAUGAAGGGACACGUCGGCGUCUACAUCGGAGGCGGGCAGGUCAUCGAGGCGAGAGGCCACGCCUACGGGGUCGUAAUGACGAAAUUGAAGAACCGCCCGUGGAUCAAGUGGGCGUACAUCGAAGGGCUGCAGUAUCUAUGAGGGAGCAAGUGGUGGAAAUAUUGGACAAGGCCAAGGAGGAAAUCCAGGCACGCAUGGAGCAGGAGGACAUCAACGCCUCGGGGCGUUCCUCCCGUUCUUGGCGGGUUGAGGAGUACGCCAACGGCGUGCGCCUUGUCUACGGAAACCCCGACACCGCGCCGCUCGAGACCUUGGAGAUAGGCCGCCCAGGAGGAGACGUCCCUGGCGGCUUCCGCAUGACAAAAGACGGAGUCCGUGACGUGUCGAACACGUUCAAGGCCAUCCUCGUGCAAUGGGCCAAGGACAAAGGCAUCCAAGACUUCGGCUGGGGCCACGCCACCAUGCUGGGCCGAAGGAUCGCCGAGCAGGGGACACUACGGCACCAGCGACCCGUCGACGUCUACACGUCCAUCGUCAUGGACGCAGCCGAGAAGCUCGACGCCAAGGGCGUCGCCAACCAGCUCGCCCAAGUCAACGAGCAGAUCGCAGCCGUCAAGGCGCAGAACGCCGCACUCAAGAAGGAGGUCAAGGACGGCACGAAGACGUGGAAGGACGUGAGCGGGCAACUCGCCGUCAACGAGCAACGCCUCAAGACCCUCACGGCCACGCAGAAGGCGUUGACCAACCAGUUCAACGCACAAGUCGGAACCAACAAAAGACUUGGCGACAGCCUCAAGGAGAUGGGCGCGGAACUCACCGCGCUCAAGAACGAGUACCGCAGCCUCUCCGCCUCGGAGCGGGAGUCGGCCAAGGGGCAGGAAUUGCUCCAACACAUCCAAGACCUCGACGCAAAGAUGAAGGAAGCCGACGGGACGAUGGGCGACUUCCAGCGCAACGUGGGCAACUACCCCGACGCCAUGAAGCCCGUGACGGCGCAGCUGCGUGAGAUGACGCAGGAACUCAUCCGCCUCCGAAUGGAGGGCAAGGAGAACACCGAGGAGUACAAUGACCUCCUCAUGGCCACGGGAAAGAUGAAGGACGCCAUGUCCGACGCACAGCGUGAGGUCAAGCAGAUGGCAUCCGACACGUCGGCACUCAACUCCGUCCUCGGUGCCGCGCAGGCGGCCGCUGGCGGUUUCUCCGUCGCCCUCGGUGUCAUGAACCUCGUCGGCGACAAGGACAGCGAGACGGCCAAGGAACUCGCCGAGGCGCAGCGCAAACUACAGGCGGCCAUCGCCAUCACCACGGGCUUGCAGGCCGUCCAGAACGCACUGCAAAAGGAGUCCGCCCUCAUGAUGGGCGUGAACCGUGUCCGCCUAUUGGCCGCGGCAGCGGCGCAGCGUGUCUACGCGGCCGCCACACGGGACGCGGAGGCGGCGCAGGCGGUCUUCAACAAGGUGGCCAAGUCCAACGUCUAUGUGUGGCUCGCUGGCAUCAUCCUCACGGUGGUGGGUGCCAUCGCAGCCUUCACACGCGGAAGCAAGGAGCAGGAAGAGCAGACCGAGAAGGUCAACUUCCAACUCAAAAAACAAAUCGACUAUCUCAACGAGUUGUCGAACAAAUACAAGGAACUGCAAGACCGCGCCAUCACCGAGGCCGAGAUGCGACUCGAGAGCGCGAAGGCUUUGGGAAUUGCUACUGACGAGAUUCGCAAGCGCGAAGACGCAUUGAUGGAUGCGAGGCAGAAGAGCAUCGACCAAGAGAAGGAGCGACUCGGUUACAAUGUGCGAGAGCAUCGCAAGAUGGCAAGGGAUUACGAGGUACUCCUUGAGAACUACGAGGCGAACGUCAAGAGGAUGGAGGAAGCGGCUGGAACUGUCCCCGCAUCCGUGACUGCCGUAUGGCAGGAGACCAUCGACAAGCAGAAGCAGGCACUCGAAAACAGCAAGAAGCUGCUGGACCUUUGGGAUGACGUAGCUGUUAGAGACAAGACGCUCCAGUCCGAGCGUCUGCGACUUGCUAUACAGCGCAAGAAGGAGGACGAGGAGGAAAGGAAACGCCAACAAGAGGCAGCCAAGGCAUCGUGGGAAAGAUGGAAACAAGAGGUCACCGCCAUCCGUGAGGCCAACAAGACACUCUUCGGACACCUCGACACCAUCACCACCACGACGAUGAGCGAGCAGGAAUACGCCAAGGCCGUGGAAUACACCGCCGAGGCGAUGCAGAAACUCGCCGACAAGCUCGACUCCGCCAACAAGAAACUCAAGGAGGCGCAGGAGAUCAUGCAGGCGAUGGGCGACCUCGACGACGUCAUGGAACGCCUCGAAAGGCAGUCCAACCCGCUCUACAACUUCUCGCAGGAGUACAAAGAGAACGCCCAGAUCAUCAUGGAGACAUCGGCAGCCCUCGAGUCUUCGUUCUCGUCGGUCGCCUCGAUGUACAAGACGAUGGCGCAAGACGAGAGCAAGAGCGAGGAGGAGAGAGCCAAGGCUGCGCGCAAGGCCAAGGCGUGGAGCAAAAUCCAAAUCGCCACCAACGCAGGAGCGGCCGUCGCCAAGGGCGUGGCCACCGCCGUGGACGUGGGAUUCCCCGCAGCCAUCCCCGCCAUCGCCACCAUGACCGCCACCAUUCUCUCCGCCAUCGCCCAGGCCAAGAGCCUGCUCAACGAGGCCUAUGAGUCGGGCGGCGUCAUCGGAGGCUACCACGGCGUAAGCAUGGGGCACGACAACACCGCCAUCAUCGCCCGCCGUGGCGAGAUGGUGCUGAACGCCAACCAGCAGAAGCAACUGUUCGAAAUAGCGAAUGGAGGAAGCAAGGCGGGCGGGAUGUACUCGGCCCUCGCCGACGCGCUGCGGUCGAUGCCCGCCCCCGUCCUCGUCUACUCCGAGUUCAAAGACUUCACCAACAAGGUCGCCACGCUCGACGAGGCGGCGAAAUUGAGAUAA